UUUCAGGAUUUCUGUCACAGAUGGUAGUUCUUAAUGCGUUAUUAAAAUAUUUUUCAGGUGCUGAUCAUACAAGCUCGAAGGGUAUAUGCAGUAAAUAUCCUCCACCAAAGAGGAAUGAGCCAGUUUUUUGUGCAAAGGAGUUUGAUCCUAUUUGUGAUAGUAAAGGCCACACACAUGACAAUAUGUGUCAUUUUUGUGCUGCAAGAUGGUAUGCUAAAGGGCCACUAACGAUACGGUAUAAAGGUGAAUGUAAAGAGGAUAUAAUAUGCAGUAAAUAUCCUCGACCAAAGAAAGAUGAAACAGUUAUGUGCACAAUGGAGCUUUAUCCUAUCUGUGGAAGUGAUGGCCAUACAUAUGGAAACAAGUGUCUUUUUUGUGCAGCCAGAUGGAGCAGUAAAGGCACUCUAUUAAUACGAUAUGAAGGCCAAUGUAAUGAGGAGGCUUUAUGUAGCAAAUAUCCCAUGCCAAAGAAGGGUGAGCCUAUUGGGUGCACAGAGGAACAUGAUCCUAUUUGUGGUAGUGAUGGUGAGAAAUAUGGCAACAGAUGUUACUUUUGCAUUGCCUGGAGAAUGAGUGGGGGCACUCUAACCAUACGUCAUGAAGGUGAAUGUAGACCAAAGGACCACUAUAAAAAGUCUUAAUGCAAUUAAGCAUUAUUCUUAAACAGAAGACCACCUGGAAUGUCUUGAUGCAAAAAUAUUGUCUAAAGCUGUUUGUCUUAAUUACUUGACAGA
Messenger RNA from Sphaerodactylus townsendi, 734 nucleotides. Its product is annotated as double-headed protease inhibitor, submandibular gland-like. NCBI's taxonomy places the organism in Eukaryota, Metazoa, Chordata, Lepidosauria, Squamata, Sphaerodactylidae. The record is from RefSeq and is a predicted model, not a curated record. The transcript is spliced from 8 exons. Gene Ontology annotation, molecular function: protein binding. Bases 21 to 641 code for a protein of 206 amino acids.